AUGGCUGAGCUGCAGAGAUCUUCUCAAACAUUUAGGAGGUCUGGUUCAUCAGGUUUGGUCUGGGACCAGAACCAGAGGGGCCAUGGGGCAACUGGGGAUACAGGGGAGGACAGCUUAGAGGUCAAGGAGCUAAGGCACUCCCGUAGUGUUGGGUCCAUCGGAAUGCUGAAGCAGCGUAGGGGCGGUGAUGGCAAAGAGCGCAGCAGGUCCAACGAUGGCAACCAGGCCUUCCGUACUCGACAUGUCCCACCUGCUCUGGAUCCACCUUCACCCAAGGUGUCGCGCUGCAUGUUCUGUGGGAUUUUCAGGAAGGAAGAGCCCUCACAUACGUCCAAGCCCAAGCCCAGAAGGCUUGCUAAUGGUUACCUGUUCUAUCUGUUAUAUCGAGUACUUGAUACUCACUUCUGGCUGUAG
Molecule: messenger RNA, 414 nt
Organism: Setaria italica (foxtail millet)
Lineage: Eukaryota; Viridiplantae; Streptophyta; Magnoliopsida; Poales; Poaceae
Product: MAPK kinase substrate protein At1g80180
Exons: 2
Coding region: 1-414 (137 amino acids)
Source: RefSeq, a predicted model, not a curated record